Molecule: messenger RNA, 3086 nt
Organism: Drosophila elegans
Lineage: Eukaryota; Metazoa; Arthropoda; Insecta; Diptera; Drosophilidae
Product: vesicle-fusing ATPase 1
Exons: 7
Coding region: 212-2449 (745 amino acids)
Biological process (GO): SNARE complex disassembly; intra-Golgi vesicle-mediated transport; Golgi to plasma membrane protein transport
Cellular component (GO): Golgi stack
Molecular function (GO): ATP hydrolysis activity; ATP binding
Source: RefSeq, a predicted model, not a curated record
GCGCAGUGUAUAGGAUUGCGCGCAUGUGUAUAAAUCGAUUGAAAAACGGGAAAGCUUUUUGUUCUGGUACAAAUCAGAGAAUAGAAAGUUUACUUAUUGUGGAUAAAGUAAAAUAUAUAGUUAAGCUAAAUCAGGAGUUGUCCCUGCGGAGAUUAUUAUCGAUUUUUAGGAAGCUUGUAAACAACCCCCAGAAAAAGUAUCCCCUGAAGAAAUGGCUUAUCGCUUGAAGGCCACUAAAUGUCCCACGGACGAGCUGUCCCUGACCAAUCGGGCCAUAGUAAAUGUGGGCGAUUUUCCCGAGGAAGUUAAAUAUGCGGACAUAUCACCAGCUGCCGGGCAGCACUUCAUUUUCGCCCUGGAGAAAACGGUAGAGGUGCCCCGCGGCUAUGUGGGCUUCUCUUUGGUCCAGAGAAAGUGGGCCAUGGUGUCCAUCAACCAGGAGCUGGAGGUGCGUCCCUAUCGCUUCGAUGCCAACUCGGAUGUCAUCACCUGUGUCUCCUUCGAAACGGACUUUCUGCAGAAGAAAACUGUUUCCCAGGAGCCCUACGACUCCGAUCAAAUGGCCAAGGAGUUCAUCAUGCAGUUUGCCGGCAUGGCCCUCACCGUGGGCCAGUCCCUGGUCUUCAACUUCAAGGACAAGAAGCUGCUGGGCCUGGCCGUCAAAUCGCUGGAGGCCAUCGAUCCCAAGACCCUGGGCGAGGGUAAGGAGCCGGCCAUGCGGAAUGUGCGCUUCGGCCGCAUCCUGGGCAACACGGUGGUGCAGUUCGAGAAGGCCGAGAACAGCUCGCUGAAUCUGCAGGGCAAGAGCAAGGGCAAGGUGGUGCGCCAGUCCAUCAUAAACCCGGACUGGGACUUUGGCAAGAUGGGCAUCGGCGGCCUGGACAAGGAGUUCAACUCCAUAUUCCGCCGGGCCUUCGCCUCGCGUGUCUUUCCGCCGGAAUUGGUCGAACAGCUGGGCUGUAAGCACGUCAAGGGCAUCCUGCUCUAUGGUCCACCGGGCACGGGCAAAACCCUGAUGGCCCGCCAAAUUGGCACCAUGCUGAAUGCCCGCGAGCCGAAGAUCGUCAAUGGGCCGCAGAUCCUCGACAAGUAUGUGGGCGAAUCGGAGGCCAAUGUGCGACGCCUGUUUGCCGAGGCCGAGGAGGAGGAGAAGCGGCUGGGGCCCAACAGUGGACUCCACAUCAUCAUCUUCGACGAGAUCGAUGCCAUCUGCAAGCAACGAGGCUCCGUGGCGGGCAACAGUGGGGUCCACGACACCGUCGUCAAUCAGCUGCUGACCAAAAUCGAUGGCGUGGAUCAGCUGAACAACAUCCUGGUAAUCGGCAUGACCAAUCGGCGGGACAUGAUCGACGAGGCACUCCUCCGACCCGGUCGCCUGGAGGUCCAAAUGGAGAUCAGCCUGCCCAACGAGCAGGGACGCGUUCAGAUCCUGAAUAUCCACACCAAGCGAAUGCGGGACUUCAACAAGAUCAACGACGAUGUGGACAACAAGGAGAUUGCCUCGCUGACCAAAAACUUCAGCGGAGCCGAGCUGGAGGGAUUGGUGCGUGCCGCGCAGUCCAGUGCCAUGAAUCGGCUGAUCAAGGCCGAUGCCAAGGUCACGGUCGAUCCGGAGGCCAUGGAGAAGUUGAAGGUGAAUCGGGAUGACUUUAUGCACUCGCUGGAGAACGAUAUCAAGCCGGCCUUUGGCACGGCCCAGGAAAUUCUCGACAACAUGCUGUCGCGCGGUGUGGUCAACUGGGGCACUCCGGUGAGCAAUCUGCUCGAGGAUGGCAUGCUGCUGGUGCAGCAGGCCAAGGCCCCGGAGUCGAGUGGCCUGGUGUCCGUGCUCGUGGCCGGUGCCCCCAACUCCGGCAAGACCGCUCUGGCCGCCCAGCUGGCCAAGAUGUCCGACUUCCCGUUCGUGAAGGUUUGCUCGCCCGAGGACAUGGUCGGUUACACCGAGUCGGCCAAGUGCCUGCACAUCCGCAAGAUCUUCGACGACGCCUACCGUUCCACGCUCAGCUGCAUCGUGGUGGACAAUGUGGAGCGUCUGCUGGACUACGGAUCGAUUGGACCGCGCUACUCCAACAUGACACUGCAGGCGCUGCUGGUGCUGCUCAAGAAACAGCCGCCCAAGGGCCGCAAGCUGCUCAUCCUGUGCACCUCGAGUAGGCGGGAGGUUCUCGAGGAGAUGGAGAUGCUGACGGCCUUCACCUCGGUGCUCCAUGUGCCCAAUCUCUCACAGCCGGAUCAUGUUUUGGCCGUGCUCGAGCACACUGACAUCUUCACCAAGGGCGAAAUCCAGGCGAUUGGCAAGAAGAUGUCCGGCAAACGCGUGUUUAUUGGCAUCAAGAAACUUUUGGACCUAAUCGACAUGGCUCGACAAACCGAGCCGUCGCAGCGGGCCAUCAAGUUCCUGUCCAAGAUGGAGGAGGAGGGCGGCCUGGACAUGGUGGCGCGACAGUGAGGCAUCUGAAGAUGGAUGUGUGUUUGAUGGAAUGCUGUCUCAAUUAUUAGCUUCUAAGUGCAAAUGGACGGGCAAAAGUGGAAUCCCCAUCCAUCAGAUCAGAAGCAUUGACUCCAUGUACACAUAUAAACUGCAAAACUUAUACUAUAUAGACAGACAUAUAUAUAUAUAUAUAUAUAUAUAUAUAUAUACGAUCCAGGCUUCGCGUUGUUUGUUCGAUCCCGAACCCAGACUAAAAUCCACAUCCACAUCCCGGAGGAGUUUCCUGUGUUUCUGAGUUCCCCCACAGAGCACAAUCAAAUCAGACAGAUAUGUGAGACCCGUGACCUGAAGAUGUUGGCAUAUAAAGCAUAAUACGGCAGAGUGGACAGAUACUCAAUUACAUUUAUAAAUAACAUGCGUAGCUGCUAAACUCGUUAUUAGCAUGAUAAUCUUUCUCGUUACCUUUUAAUUUUAGGAAUUGCUUCAGUACAUUCCCAGAUCGGAAGAAAACACCAAAGUUUUGCCUCUGGCAUUGUGAAAGUUGUUUAUCGGUAAUUUAACGACCUAACUAAUUAAUUAAAUAUUUAUUAAAUCAAAUAUUGUUAACCGCCAAUGUUAUACAUAUAUCUUAAAUAAAGAAAACGAUCUCAAAUUC